AUGAAUAAAGGUGCUAUGGACCCCGACAUAGGGUAUCCCAAAAAUCAGAUGAAAACCGACGAAGGCACACCUGACACACGCACCGUUCCUUCUCACAGCAACAAUGCUUCUCGGCGACGCAGCUCACGUCUUAUCAGACCAGACCGUGGAAUGCGAUACUCCCAACCCGUCGGUCCAUAUCCAAAGCCGUCAUUCAUAGCCGCCGUCAGACAGAAAGGCUCCGGCACCUUGAAGCAGGCCCUGGAAUUGCCUCCGAUUCAGACUCUUAAUUUGUUGACAGACAAAGAGUUGAAGAAGGGCUUUGACGUGCAGCAGACAGCUCCUAAGAUUGAUCACCAGACACAGGCCUCCGGAAAAAAUGAAUGCCGCCGACCUUUCGGGAGAGCCGAUGCCAGCAAUACAGUCUCACAGGACAUUGCACGAAUGGUAUGA
This is a messenger RNA of Fonsecaea multimorphosa CBS 102226, 432 nucleotides long. RefSeq lists its product as uncharacterized. The record is from RefSeq and is a predicted model, not a curated record. The transcript is spliced from 4 exons. Bases 1 to 432 code for a protein of 143 amino acids. NCBI's taxonomy places the organism in Eukaryota, Fungi, Ascomycota, Eurotiomycetes, Chaetothyriales, Herpotrichiellaceae.